UUUCAGACAUACUGAGCCUUCUUUUAGAAAACAUUCUAUUUUUUUACUUAUUUUUGGCAAUCAUAGGUCACAACUCCUUGUGGUUAUGUUGUUUAAUAAACAGGCGCUGAAUCCAAUUGAUACUCCAUAUUCUAACUUUAAAAAUAACAUCAUGAAGAGACAGACCACUGAAAUGCCUGUUGCCAGUAGCCCAAUUACCACGAGAGGGCAGCAAGUCUCCACUGGAAAUUGUGCUGCUCACCUUUUUGGGGAGGACCAUUCUCUUGAUGAGACGGAUGCUUCUGGAUCAGAGCUGGAGAGAACACAGGAGGAAGAAACGAUGAUUCUUAGUAAGAAUAAAGUAUACUCACGCUCCCUGCGUCUGCAGCCCUUUUUUUAUCCCCAUGAGGAAAGUUCGCAGGACCAGAGUGGGGUGCAGGAUGUGCUCCUGGCUGACUCCUUCUUUGCAGGCUGCGGGGAUGGAAGUCCGGGAGAGGCUUCGGCGCCUCCUCAGCGGCCCGGGGACAGGAAGCGCCUCGCGCCGCAGCCGGAGCGGAAGAUGCAUCUCACGGGCCUGCGGGAUGACUACUGGAAAAAGAAUGAACAAAACCGCCUUUGGCUGUUUAGUUCAACUUUUUGUAGGGUUAAGAGGAAGUACCUUCCUCCCUCCGUCCCUUCUUCUCUUCCUUCCUUCUUUCUUUCCUUCCUACUUUCCUUCCUUCCUUCCUUCCUUCCCUCCUUCCUUCCCCUUCCUCUCUCCUUUUUUCCCUCCUUCUCAUCUAACUUUCUUUGUUCCGUAAUUCCUCCUUCUUUCCUUCCAGAUCUAAACAUCCUAGACUGGAAUUCUGAAGGUCUUCUUGCUCUUGCCCUUGGGUCUGCUGUACACAUCUGGAAUGGUGAAAGCCAUGAUGGAAUGGGAAGCAUAGACUUGAGCCCCUAUUGCAACUACAUCUCCUCAAUUUCCUGGACAAAGGAGGGAGGUUACCUGGCCAUUGGCACCAGUGAGGGAGAAGUACAAUUAUGGGAUGUCAUGACUAAAAAAAGGCUGAGAAAUAUGGUUGGUCAUAUUUCAGUAGUUGGGGCUUUGAGCUGGAAUCACUGUGUCCUCAGCAGUGGUUCAAGAUUGGGCCGUAUUCAUCAUUAUGAUGUUCGAGUAGCUCAGCAUCACAUUGGAACACUUGGCCAUAAGCGAGCUAUAUGUGCCCUGAAGUGGUCACCAAGUGGUAAGCUGCUUUCCAGUGGUUGUACUGAUGGACUAUUGAAUAUAUGGUCCUAUGAUCCUGGUGUGGGCAAAUCCUGUCAACCACUAAAAGUCUUCCAUCAUUCUACGUCAGUUAAGGCCAUGAACUGGUGUCCUUGGCAGUCUGAAAUCCUUGCUGUUGGGGGAGGAAUGAAAGAUGGACACUUACAUGUCUGGGAUAUAAACAGAGAGAACAGUAUCCAAAGUCCAUGUACAAAAUCACAGAUUUGUUCUCUGAUCUGGUUACCUAAGACAAAAGAGAUUGCCACUGGCCAUGGUACUCCUAGAAAUGAAGUGACUUUAUGGAGCUGCCCUGUUCUGACUCAGUCUGAUAGAUUUUUUGACCACAGAGGCAGAGUAUUGCACCUGGCCCUGAGUCCAGAUCAGAGCAAGAUUUUUUCAGUAGCAGCUGAUGGAACAGCCUGUAUGUGGAAAUGCUGUUAAUCUGGUCAAAGGAGACAGGGAUUGAUGGAGUCUCUACCUUUGGGGUUCUGUUAUAGCUGCCUAUAGCAGACACUCCCCAGUUCUGUCAGAUUCAGGGGAACAGCAACAACCCAGCCUGGGAGCAUAGUUUAUGUCACAGAUGAGUUGCUUUUAUCAGUGCCCCUGUUUUCUCACACACCUCUAGAAAGAAAAGACGUGAUGAGAAACCCACUCUCCACUUCCUUAGAUACCCAACCAUUUGUGCAGAAUGCCUCUCUCUUGUUUUUGAAACCACCUGAAACUGUAUCUCUGUUCCUAUAAAAUGAUGUAAUCAA
Antechinus flavipes (yellow-footed antechinus) is the source of this 1977-nucleotide messenger RNA. RefSeq names its product cell division cycle protein 20 homolog B-like. The coding region runs from base 86 to 1663 and encodes 525 amino acids. NCBI's taxonomy places the organism in Eukaryota, Metazoa, Chordata, Mammalia, Dasyuromorphia, Dasyuridae. The record is from RefSeq and is a predicted model, not a curated record. Gene Ontology annotation, molecular function: ubiquitin ligase activator activity; protein binding; anaphase-promoting complex binding. Gene Ontology annotation, cellular component: anaphase-promoting complex. Gene Ontology annotation, biological process: positive regulation of anaphase-promoting complex-dependent catabolic process; anaphase-promoting complex-dependent catabolic process; positive regulation of ubiquitin protein ligase activity. The transcript is spliced from 9 exons.